Messenger RNA from Meleagris gallopavo (turkey), 2844 nucleotides. It is a transcript of the gene GASK1A, whose product is annotated as golgi associated kinase 1A. Gene Ontology annotation, cellular component: Golgi apparatus. NCBI's taxonomy places the organism in Eukaryota, Metazoa, Chordata, Aves, Galliformes, Phasianidae. The record is from RefSeq and is a predicted model, not a curated record.
UCAAAUGCCUGCUCCCCUCUUCCCAGCCUCUCUGCUCCCCCCACCGGGAGGUGGGUCCGGGCUGCUGCCGAGUUGGAAAACUGGCGGCUGGACUUGGCCAGGAGUCCUCAGCGCAGGGACUGCCGCCAGCCUGAAGGGCACGGGGCGGCAGCGCCUGGCCUGGCGCCUGGGGGACAGGGGAUGUGGAUCAGCCACCCAGAUAUUUUAUAUAUAAAUAAUGUAUUUAAUAUCCUGGUUCUCCACGGAACUGCUGCUGGGGAGCAGUGUCAGCCCAACGGUGACCGAGUGCAGCGAAGCCCACCAGGAGCAGUGAGCCGACAGAUACUGCCAGCCAUGGCCCAACGACCGUGGAGAAGGACAGGGCUGAAGCACCCUUCCCUAUUGGCUCUGGUAGUCUUGUUGGUCCUGGCCCUGCUGGCACUCUCCUACCUCCCCUCACCACCAAAUGGGGACCAUGGCCGGGCCCCUUCGCCCCACUUGGCACCAGCACCUCCAGCACCUGCAUCGCUCCUGCUGGCACCCCGGCCCCGGCGAGAUGUGGCCAUCACCCCAUGUGGGGACAAGCCCCCCAGCUGGGGGGCAAAAAGACAUAGGGGGAAAGGACGGUGGCUGAGGCAGCAGGGUGCCCCAGUGCCUUCUCCUUGUAUGGAUCAGCCAUGCAAGUGGAGCGGCUCACCUCAAGAGGACAGGCUGUGUUUUGGUGAGACAGUCCCACCAUGGCUCUCAGAGGAUGACAUCCAGAAGAUGGAGCUGCUGGCCCAUGGCCAAGUAGUCUCCAAACGGCGUGUGCCAGCCCAUGGGCAGGUCCUGCGCAUCCGUCUGCAUGCUGACGGUGACACCCAGCCUGCCAGUCCAGGGGAGGACUGUGGGGAUGGGCGAUGUGGGCUCAUCAAACGCUCCACAGACCUCUAUGAGGUGGUGGCCUUCCAUCUGGACAGGGUCUUGGGGCUGAAUAGGAGCCUGCCCGCAGUGGCCCGCCGCUUCUCCAGCCCCAUCCUACCCUACAGCUACACCAAUGGUGCUCCCCGGCCCCUCAUCUGGUGGGCACCCGAUGUCCAGCACCUGGAGGACACCAACAAUGACCAGAACUCCUGUGCUCUGGGGUGGCUGCAGUAUCAGGAGAUGCUACGAUCCAACAUUGUGGCCCCGGUGGCAGGAGACACAGCCUGUGCAAGCAUCCAGCGCGGUGAGUGGGGCCGCUUGGCGCUCUUCGACUUCCUCCUACAGAUUCAUGACCGCCUGGACCGAUAUUGCUGUGGAUUUGAGCCUGAUGCCUCUGAGCCCUGUGUGGAGGAGAUGCUCCAUGAAAAGUGUCGAAACCCAUCCGAGUUGUUCCUGGUGCACAUUCUGGUCCGGAGGAGCACUCCAUCCCAACUGGUGUUCAUCGACAACGCAGGCCGGCCACAGCAACCAGAGGCAAAGCUCAACUUCAGGCUGCUGCAGGGCAUAGACAGCUUCCCAGAGACAGCUGUGGCCACACUGAGGUCAGGCUGCCUGGCCCACAGGUUGCUGAAGUCGCUGUACAGGGACCAGGAGCUCUGGGAGAGCCAGGGAGGUGCUGCGGGGCUGUGGCCUCUGCUGCAGGUCCUGGAGAGGCGGGGACAAAUCCUGCUGCAGUAUCUCCAAGAGCACAACCUGACUGUGAUGAGGGACAUACCGCGCUGAGCCCUACAGUGACCUCAUGCCCUCAGUGGUCUGCAAUAUGAAACUGCAUGUGGGUUCUUGCUUCUCCAAAAGGUGUCUUUUUAUUAAACCCUGUUAGUAGGAUGUCCUGGAAAAGGACAAGGGGUUGUGGGGUGUAGGAGAGAGGAAGAGGAGACUUUCUGAAACAACCAACGGAUGUUUGGAAAGGCAUUAAGCAAGAUUUAUCACACAAUCUGCUCAACGUGGAGUUUUCAAAGAAGGAGAACAUCUGUGAGAUUUUGGAUGUUCCCAAAAUAACAAAAGUAGAGACUCUGGAGUGGUGUGGGGAAAAGCAGAGUGAACCCUAAUAAUCAAGGACAAGUCCCCAGAGCUGAGUCUGCCUUCCAAACACCCAGGACACCUUCGACAGAAAGCAACCAAGUGCAAAACGCCAUGUGAGCAUGCAACAAAAGAGACCCUGCCCCACCUUUAUCAUAUCUUCCAGCAUUGCCUACCAGCCAAAAGUGUAUACAUUGGUCCUCAAUAGUCAGGACUGAGAGCCCUGAAUGAAGUAGAGGAGACCAGCAUGGGAGUCUGUGCAAACUGCUGCCCUGUUGCCCUUGAGCUGGAGAAACUGUCCACCUGUGCAGCCAGAGAGGCAGAAAGCAGGCACUCACACUGCUCCUCUUGCAUCCAUCUCAGCAGUGUGUCAGGUUUAGAGCCUGCCAGGGGAUACUUUUGUAGCCAUGCUGAUAAGUGUAGGCAAUUACCUUUUCCUCUUGCUUAAGAGAAGAUGAAGUGAGGCUGGAGUGACAUUAAUCAGUGAGCGUGAGUGCUCUCAGAAAGCACUGGCACGCAGCCUUGCCUGCACCUCAGCAUCCCGAAGACUUUGCUGUGGUCCUGCCCUGGUGCUGGCAAAGGAAAGCCUAUCUGCUAUCAUCAUCUCCUCCUAUGCCAGGGUGGCCUGUAUGAGAAUUCAUUCUGAGGAGGUUUGUAAGAAUGGAGGAGAACAAAAUAACUCAUCCUGGGGCCAAAAUGUCUCACCCAUAAUAAUAAAUUAGAUUAAUAAUCAUAAAAUCAUAGAAUCACUAAGGCUGGAAUCAUUAAGGUUGGAAAAGAGAAGAUCACCUACCACCACCACGCCCACUAUAUUAUGUCCCUCAGUGCCACAUCCACACGGUUCUUCAGCACCUCCAGGGACGGUGACUGCACCACCUCCCU